AUGAGUUUGGGUCUUCGUCACACCCGCGUCAACGACAUCCUGGCGACCUUUGGCGAGGAGGAGACCAUCACGUCGCGCCGCCCUUCGUCCUUGCCUGGCGGCUUAGACAGCCAAGGAGGAGCUGGUUUUGGCUACUUUCAGGACCGUUUGAAGGACCUUGAAUCGGCUAUGCAGCCUCAACUGCGGAAUCGAGCCAAGACAGAGGACCUCCGAAUAGAACUUGCCGAGCUGGCUCCAGACCGGAAACUCGACGGGUUGGUGAAAGAAGGUUACAUCACCGAGGAUUUCUCGCGAUUGGUUUACGAAAAGUUUCGGAACGAAGAGGAGCCCGUGUUUCUGGAAGACCUACAGCUGGAGAAAACCGGUGGGCUCAAUGCUGUGAGAGAGCUUGAUGCACUCCUGGCCCAGAAAUAUUUCUGGUUUGUCGUUCUCAUCGUGUCUGUGAUCUUCAAUGUUUGGUACCUCAUACAUUUGGACUGGCAAAUCUUCACGACUUACUUCAGAGAAGUUUUCCAUACGUGGGACCUACCCGGAAUUGCAGAUCGCCUCGCCAACGGCGGCGGCAGCGAAUCCAAGUCAGACAUUCAGGCAGAGCUUUUCGAUGACCCGAUGUUCAAGGGAAGUGUCUUCGGAAUGAUCUCUGACCACAAGACACGAUUGACAAUCGUGACUGCCGCUGUCAUGGUCGCAAUUUGGGAGGUUGGCUGGCUGAUGGUGCAAGUAGUCUGGGUUGUCUACGUGUUGUACAUGGUGUGCUGUGAGCAAUCGGAGUACAAGCGCUACAACGCGAUCGGUUACUUUUUCCAAACGCUUCUGCCACAGGCCAGCACAUUUUCUGCCGUCAAGCUAAUGGCCCGAGUACAUCCAUCUUUGAUACUCAAUGAGUAUCACGACUGGGUGACUUCGUUCAGCGAGCGAGGAUGGUGUGGACACAGAAGGAACACCAUCGGCUGGAUCAUGCGGGCAGUGAGCUUCAAAGUCGUGAACCCGGACAUCUCCUGGUGGUACCGGCUUUUCAGUAUCCUCGCAACCCUGAACCAGAUUAUGGGCGCUGUCUACAUCGAUCGCGUUUUGCAGGACCGCGUCUUCCUGUUCGUCUUCGGCGGCCGCGAUGCUACAUACGAAGACGACGAGCUCGCAUACAAGAAUGCCUAUAUGACGCGAAUGGUGCGAGAGAUCUGGGUCAAGUACUCGGACUCCGGGCACUAUUUCUCCGCCAUUGUCCUCCUUGCCACGUUUGACCACUACGACCUACAGUGGCUUAUGAUUGAAGAGACGGAGGACGAUGAUGACUACGUCCUUCAGAGGCUGGGCCUUGCCCCGCAGCGGACGGUCUCUGCGCCUGCUGAAGGCUUGACAUCACGCCCGAAGAAGGCUACGUCUGGAAUUGAUGACACAACAUGGUGGAACAAGUUCUGGACAAUGCUGGGAUGCCAUACCAUCAGCCGUGUGCAAUCCAGCCCAGAGCUGGAUACCGUCCAUGAGGACUUCUGCACUCUGUCGGCUGGGAUGCUUCGCUUCCAGCGCGGUGCAAGUACGAAGUAUGUGGUCCCCAUGCAGGAAUUCCAAGAGAUGAACUGGUGUUUCCGACGGUCCCACCUGAGCCUGGCAGCUCUUUGGACACUUUCUGUCGGCGACUGGAGUUUCGCAUUUGCAUCUGCGCCCCUGGCACCCGUUACUGUUGACAAGCCCUUGCGCAAUGGCCGUUCGGUGCCGACUCUCGGAUUGCAGGUUCCUGAAGAGGGGCCGCACACGACGAUUGCUUGGGCCACAAGUUUUGGUUAUAGGAUGCUAGACAUCGAAGGGAAUGAGUCCAGCGCAGGGCAGGCUAUUCGCGGCUCCAGUGUUUCUCGAUCUCGUUUGUUUCUCUCAGCACGACUCCCGGAAAACGGUUUUCAGGAAGCCCACCGCGGCAUGCGACAAAGUCUUCAGCUGCUGCGCGUGGAUUAUGUUGACCUCUACAUGAUGGUCUCACCUACAAAGCUUAUCGAGACCUGGGAUGCCAUGGUAGAGAUGCGAAAGAUGGGCUUGGCCAGGAGUUUAGGAGUCUGUGACUUCGAGCUGCUUCACCUGGAGACCUUGAAGUCACAUGGGAGGGAGCUGCCAGAGGUCUUGCAACUCAAGAUGAAUCCCUUCACCUGGCACCAACAUCGAGCUUUACUCGAUUGGUGUGAGCGACAUGGUGUUCUGAUCCAGGUGCUGUUGCGAUGGGCGAUCCAGAUGGACUUUCAGGCGCCGAAAGAUGAGGAUGAGGAUGUUGAGAGGAACGAGGACAGGCCCGAGAAGGCCCAGGAGCAGGCCACGCCGGAAGAUCGUCCUCGGCGACGAUCGAUGUCCGAGAAUCUGUCGCACAAGGCCUCGGCAGCCUCGAAGAUUACUCCCAUCAGCUUGAAGCUGCCCUCCUCGGAUGGGCUCGGCCCCGUUGCCAGCGAGCGAUCGGGACAGGAGGAAAGCGCUCUUUCAGAAACACCGCACACAAAUCGAAACAGCGUGAUGGACAACCAGGACUACAUGAGCGAAUCGUCGCAGCCACUGCUCUUCCCGGUUCAGGACCCAGCUGGCUCGGAUUUGGCGAGCCGGGAAUCUACUCACAGUUCGACAGGUAUGGCAGCAAUUGCCCGAGCAUUUCAAAGCAGGUGCAACGCAUUGGGGGAUAGCUGGAAUGGUUGGACAGAGGGAACCUUCCCGAAACGGGCUGGCUAUCUCGCGUGGGCAGACGGUUGGAGUGACAGUGGAAUCCCGAUGUCCAGGUCAGACAGUAAUGAACUCGUCGAUCUGGACCACCUCUUCACAAGCCAUGAGGUGCUACCGGGGCCCCAUGUCAAGGGUGAUGACAUGGUAUGA
Messenger RNA from Symbiodinium sp. CCMP2592, 2844 nucleotides. Lineage: Eukaryota; Dinophyceae; Suessiales; Symbiodiniaceae. The record is from the annotation of a GenBank genome assembly.